AUGGAGGACGUCGAUAGAUGUGAGCAGGAGCUUAUUGAGUAUGCCAUUCGAGAGAGUAUUCGAGACUUAUCAAUAGACAGUGGUGACUAUCUGAGAAUAGUGACUGCCAUCGAGCAAGGUGAUGUGUGUACCCUGCAGGAGAUGUCUGGGUUGCAGGCUUUCACAGAGAGGGACAGCAGAGGGUGGCUUCCCCUACACAGAGCCGUCGUGCAGUCCCAGGAACAGGUCUUGGAUCAGGUCCUGCUGGCUUCCUGUGAUGGGACUGUGGAUGAUGUGACUGCAGGCGGGGACACAGCAUUGAUUCUGGCUGCUCAGGAGGGUCUGCUGGAGAAUGUCAGGACUCUACUGCGGCAUGGAGCGUCUCCACACAAAACCAACAGCCUGAAUGAGUCCCCACUGCUGCUUGCGGUGAGACAGGGAUCAUAUGACAUGGUGUCCACUCUGAUCAAUUGUGGGGCCUUCGUGGAACAGGUGUGUCUGAAGAAGUGGAUGGCCAUUCACGAGGCAGCCAAGGUGGGCUGCAGUGCAAUCCUGGUGCUUCUGCUGAGACAUGGGGCCAAGGUGACAGCUGUAGAUGGGCACAAUGUCACCCCGCUGAGCAUCGCAGCAGAGUACGCCCAUGCCGAGGUCCUGGAUAUACUCAUAAAGAACGGUGGCGACGUGAACGCCCAGGCAUAUAACGGAGACACUGUUCUGUACGAUGCAGCCGGCUCAGGGAACCUGGACUGCAUAUACCUCCUCCUGCAAGCUGGAGCCAACCCUAACAUUGCCAGUCUGGCCUGCCAGCUGCCCAUACACAGAGCCGCCUAUGAGGGACACAUCCUUGCUCUGAGGACCUUCAUCCCCAUCACCACUAAGAGGGCCAUCCGUCUGUCUGGCCAGAGCCCAGUCCACUCUGCAGCAGAUGGAGGCCAUGUUGACUGUCUGGAGCUGCUCAUAGAGAACGGUUUUGAUGUCAACGCUCAGCUGGACGUACACAUCUCAGAGAGCUACGGGGACAUGAGGCGGAGUCCACUCUACUUCGCCGUAUCCAACAGUGAUAUCACCUGCACAGAGAUGCUGCUGGCCGCCGGGGCCAAAACUGACCUGGACCCGCUACGCUGCUUCCUUGUGGCUGUACGCGCUGGGAGGUAUGAGCUGGUGCGUCUGCUAUUGUCCAGGGGUGCCGAAGUCAACUGCUACUUCAGAAUGAUCAGUGACACACUGUUUCCCACCGCGUUGCAGUACUGUCUCAGAGAUCACAUGAUUCUGCGCCUGCUGCUCAACAACGGCUACGACAUAGAGAAGUGCUUCCUGUGUAACCACGGCAACGGACAGGAUAUGGACUGCGACUCCGGGUCUCACUGUCCUGUUCGCUCUCUGCUCCAGUUCUGUGAAAUCAUCUCCCUGUCGUCGGUGGUCAACCUGGCGGGGAGUGUGGUACGGAUGCUUCUGGACUACGUCAGACACCCACGUAUCUGCCCCAACCUCCUACGGGUCCUGGAGAAACAGAAAGAGUGGCCAGACAUCUGUGACAUUCUGGACAACCCUCGGUCCCUGCAGCACCAAUGUCGUUUGGUCAUUAGGAGACAGAUGACCCCUAGAAGACUGAAUGACCCACAGGUCAUGGCUACCGUCCCGUUCCCCCCGACACUCAAACACUACCUCACCUACAGGGAGUACGACGAGUAUGGUGGGUUGGAAGCCUCACACUCAUAA
Oncorhynchus masou masou (cherry salmon) is the source of this 1698-nucleotide messenger RNA. RefSeq names its product ankyrin repeat and SOCS box protein 15-like. Gene Ontology annotation, molecular function: protein binding. The record is from RefSeq and is a predicted model, not a curated record. Gene Ontology annotation, biological process: intracellular signal transduction. NCBI's taxonomy places the organism in Eukaryota, Metazoa, Chordata, Actinopteri, Salmoniformes, Salmonidae. The transcript has 12 exons. The coding region runs from base 1 to 1698 and encodes 565 amino acids.